Penicillium taxi is the source of this 276-nucleotide messenger RNA. RefSeq lists its product as uncharacterized. The record is from RefSeq and is a predicted model, not a curated record. The transcript has 2 exons. NCBI's taxonomy places the organism in Eukaryota, Fungi, Ascomycota, Eurotiomycetes, Eurotiales, Aspergillaceae. The coding region runs from base 1 to 276 and encodes 91 amino acids.
AUGGAAAGCUGGCAAGAGGGCAGAGAGCCGUGCGGCAAAGCCUUUAUUGCUGCUUGUGUAGUGCUCUCUGUGGUGCAGAUUAUGGUCGUCGCAGCACGUUUCUACACACGACAUAAGAAACGAAUACUGUACGGCUUAGAUGACUACUUGGUUCUUUUUGCUCUGAUUGCGAAUAUUGCUAAAGCUAUCCUCUACAUUGUCAGUAAGUUCUUCAACCUUUCCACGGCCCUUGAGCACAGCUGGCUGACUUGCCACAGUGGUGAAGAACGGACUUGA